Medioppia subpectinata is the source of this 1176-nucleotide messenger RNA. NCBI's taxonomy places the organism in Eukaryota, Metazoa, Arthropoda, Arachnida, Sarcoptiformes, Oppiidae. The record is from the annotation of a GenBank genome assembly.
AUGCCCAAUAGCGAUGCCACGUUUGUCGACGUUAUACACACCGAUGCCAAUCCGUUUCUAACACGUGGUGGUUUGGGCAUGAGCCAGGCCAUUGGCCAUAUUGAUUUUUAUCCUAAUGGAGGCAGCGAUCAACCUGGUUGCACCCAGGACAAAAUACAAUCAUUUUUGAACGGGGGCUUUAUGGAGGGCACUCGACAGUUGGUGGCGUGCAAUCAUCUCCGGCCCACCGACUACUUCAUCGAAAGUGUUAACCCAAAGCCCAAUGCGAGUCAAUUAUGCCGAUUCAGGGCCCAGUCGUGCGACUCAUGGCAACGCUUUUCUAUGGGGAAGGGAUGCGACGGUUGCGGUCGCGCGGGUCGACUGUGCGCUCAAAUGGGCUUUCAUUCGGUCGACUGGUUUAGGAAUCGCAGGAAUUCCAAGAAUUUCUAUCUCACGACUCGUGCGGAACAACCCUUUUGUGGCUUUCAAUACAAAGUGUCAAUACCGGUGACUCGUUUGGAUAACGUCACCAAAAUAGCAUAUUCGGGGCGAAUGUCAUUGAAAUUCCCGUCGGAACAGGACUUUCAAGAUUUUAGCAAAGAUGUACUGGACAUUAAGCACAACACUACCUAUCAUUCAGUGUAUAGCCUACGGACUGAGCAAAAUCUCGGUGCAAACGACGCAUACAUUGAGUACAAGUGGUCGGAAAACACAUUUGAUUUACUGGACACUAACACCUGGGGCUGGGAUUCACUGUUAAAACAGACCGUCUCUCGACACCGAUAUACCUUAAUAGUUAAUACGAGCAAUCAACUCCAGGACAACCCUCCCGGUGCUUGUUAUGGAGAUUUAGGCUGUUUUAACAUCACCGCCGACUUUAAGCACCUGAUGUACCGGCCAUACAAUGUAAUGCCUGAGCCACCGGACAAAAUAAAGACCAAGAUCUUUAUGUAUACCCGUAUUAAGCCUACCAAACGGCUCCGGGUGGGCGACCAGUGGCUUGUUUACAGGCAAUCAAGGCAGGCAACUUUUUUGCCUGAUUUUAAUGGUAGUAAAAGGACAUUGUUUAUUAUUCAUGGAUUUGUUGAUAACUUAUCGUAUGGUAAAUGGAUUACGCGAUUAAAGGAUGAGUUACUUAUUAAUGGCGAUUAUAAUGUGUUUGUUGUCGACUGGUCUGAAGGCAAUGUUAUAUUAUAA